AUGGUUGCCAUGGCCAACACUUUGUUCUAUGCUCUGUUCAUCCUCUCUACUCUCACACUGCUCACUACCACAGCCAAGAAAACGUAUAUCGUUCAUAUGAAUCGCCUCUCCAAGCCUCACUCAUAUGCCACUCACCAUGAUUGGUACCAAUCCCUCACUACUUCUGAUUCCAUCCUUUACACCUACACCACCGCAUUUCAUGGCUUCGCUGCCUAUCUCUCUCCUCAAGAAGCCGACUCUCUUAGAAACAUGGAUUAUGUUCUUAAUGUCUUUGAGGACACUGUCUACUCUGUCCAAACCACUCGCACCCCACGAUUCCUUGGUCUCGAUUCCAACUUCGGCUUGAUUGAUGAUGCAAGAGAAUUUCAAGAAAUCGAACAAGCUUCCCAAGAUGUUAUUGUCGGAGUUCUUGAUACUGGGGUGUGGCCGGAAUCAAAAAGUUUCGACGACACAGGCUUGCCUGAGGUCCCAAAACGAUGGAAAGGAAAAUGCGAUUCAACUCCUGAUUUCAAUCCUGCACUUUGCAAUAGGAAGUUGAUUGGAGCUCGUUAUUUCGUAGAAGCACACAAGAGAAGAGAACCUGAGUGGAGCCAUAUUCUCUCACCUAGAGACUAUAUGGGCCAUGGAACCCACACUGCUACUACAAUUGCUGGGUCACCUGUGGCUAAUGCGAGCAUGUUCGGUCUUGCGAGAGGCACCGCCCGUGGAGUUGCCGUUCGAGCCCGUGUGGCAAGUUACAAGGUCUGUUGGACAUCUUGUUUAGGAGCUGAUAUUCUCGCAGGAAUAGACACGGCUAUUGUGGAUGGAGUUGAUGUUCUCUCUAUCUCCAUGGGCGGUGAUGGAGAUCAAGCUGAUCCUUAUUAUCGUGAUCCAAUUGCUAUAGGUGGAUUCCGUGCAAUGCAACUGGGCAUUUUCGUCUCCUGUUCAGCAGGUAACUCUGGACCUAGAGAAUCCUCUGUAGGAAACGUAGCUCCAUGGAUUAUGACCGUCGGUGCAAGUAGUAUUGACCGAGAUUUUCCGGCGUAUGUUUUGCUCGGAAACAAAAGAAUUUACAGGGGGAUCUCUCUCUACAGCGGACGAAAACUGGGGAAUGAGCCAGUGGGCUUGGUGUAUCAUAAAGGAAAGAAUAGCUCUAGUAAUUUCUGUUUGGCUGGUACACUUGAACCAGCGGUGGUUCACGGCAAAGUGGUGAUCUGUGACAAAGGAAGAAACAGGCGUACAGAGAAAGGGGUGGUGGUUCUCAAGGCCGGAGGUGUUGGGAUGAUACUGGUGGACACAGUGGCUAUGAAAGAGUUGACGGCUGACAGCCACCUGGUACCGACGGUGGGGGUGGGAAAGAAAGUGGGUAAUCUGAUUAAGAAAUAUGUGAAAACUGGUCGGAAUCCCACGGUUGUGCUUGGAUUUCGUGGGAUGGUGGUAGAUGUUCGACCGUCGCCGAUGGUGGCUUCUUUCAGUUCCAGAGGACCCAAUCCGAUAACACCAGAGAUCUUGAAGCCGGAUGUUAUAGGUCCCGGAGUAAACAUCCUAGCUGCAUGGCCUGAAGUUGCAAGUCCAACUCACUUGGAGGAGGAUCGUAGGAUCACUAAAUUCAACAUUGUAUCAGGGACAUCCAUGUCAUGCCCACAUGUCAGUGGAAUAGUUGCAUUACUAAAAGCAGCACAUCCAAGUUGGAGUCCAAGUGCAAUUAGAUCAGCUUUAAUGACAACUGCUUACACUCUUGAUAACACCAACUCUUCUAUAAAAGAUUCAGCAACUCUUGCUUCUGCAAACCCAUGGGAAUCCGGGUCGGGUCAUGUAGACCCAAAGAAAGCAUUCUCUCCUGGCCUCAUCUAUGACAUCUCCACUGAAGACUACACAAAAUUCUUAUGUUCACUGAACUAUCCUCUUGAUAUUAUCAGAGAAGUAAGCCUAAACCCUAAUCUCACUUGUCUGAAAAAAUUUACUGAUCUUGGCAACUUCAAUUACCCAUCAUUCUCUGUCUUGUUUGGAAACAAGACAAUGGUUCAAUACACUAGGGAAGUUACAAAUGUUGGUGUUGCAAAGUGUACAUAUGAAGUGGCAGUGUCUGCACCAUCAGCUGUGGCAGUGAGAGUGAAACCUAGGAAGUUGGUUUUUAAGGAUGUAGGAGAGAAGCUCAAGUAUAGAGUUACAUUUAUGGGUAAAAGGAAUAGGAAGCCAACUGGUAAAGCUGCAUUUGGUUCGAUUUCUUGGAGAUAUGGUCAAUACAUGGUUAGAAGCCCUGUUGCUUUUACUUGGAUUUGAGCUGGUUAAUUAUCGCAAGUUGUCUCAUCAAAGAAAUUAAGCCAGAGAG
Molecule: messenger RNA, 2311 nt
Organism: Manihot esculenta (cassava)
Lineage: Eukaryota; Viridiplantae; Streptophyta; Magnoliopsida; Malpighiales; Euphorbiaceae
Product: subtilisin-like protease SBT1.8
Exons: 2
Coding region: 1-2262 (753 amino acids)
Biological process (GO): proteolysis
Molecular function (GO): serine-type endopeptidase activity
Source: RefSeq, a predicted model, not a curated record